AUGUUUACAGAACUCAACAGCAUCUUGAACGAGAGCCCGGAAAACUUCAGCACGGGCGAGUUUGUGCUGCUGUCCGACAGGCAGAGUGAUGCCUCCUUCCUCAUCCAUCACUUUCUGGGAUUCUACCUCAGAGCUGGCUGUCAAGUCUGUUUUGUAGGUCUGGCGCAGUCAUUGAGUCACUACAGCGCAGUCAGCCAGAGAUUGGGUGUGAGUCUGUCUCAGGCUAAAGAAAAAGGUCAGCUGGUGUUCCUGGAAGGACUCAAUGAAUCCUUGUCCAUCCUCAAUCCUGAUGGCGCCAGACCAGGAAGUCAGGCCAUGGACUUUCUCAGGAAUCCCGGGGCAGGCCUGCGAAGUCUCUUCCAAUCUGUACACUCCAGCCUCACCUCACAGGGGGCGGAGUCCGGCUCGCUCCGCCCACCCGCGCUGCUGGUGGACGACGUCAGCGUGCUGCAGAGUCUCGGCGUCAGCGUGGACUCCGUGCUGGAUUUCAGCCAUUACUGCCGUGCCCUGGUCUGCUCGCAACUGAAGGGCAACGUGGUGAUGCUGCUGCGCUGCGACGGAGAAGACGACGACGAUGAUACGGGAAGUGAGGAGAGCUCGGAGAGGUUAUUGAGAGGACUGACUCACCAAUGUAGCCUAUCGCUUAGCGUACAAGGUCUUCCAACGGGUUAUUGCCGGGACAUCCACGGUCAGUUGGAGGUAUGGGACAGAAGAAGACAAGCUGAUGGUCAGGACCAGAAGAAGACGACCUUUCAGUACAAAGUCCAUGACAAAGGAGCCUCCUUCUUCGCUCCGGGGACAUCAAGUGCCGUUCUCUAG
Molecule: messenger RNA, 819 nt
Organism: Nerophis lumbriciformis (worm pipefish)
Lineage: Eukaryota; Metazoa; Chordata; Actinopteri; Syngnathiformes; Syngnathidae
Source: RefSeq, a predicted model, not a curated record